UGUACUCUAUGGUUUAUUGGCCAUCAACCAGCCUUCAAUCUUGUAAGCCUUAGCCUCUAUAAUGUAUGUAGAGACCGGUAACCAAUUUGCUUCAUAGUUACCUUACGUUUUGUGCUCCACCAAGAUGCUUAUUGGCUGGCUUCAUUUAUUGAAAAGGAGGUUGAAGUCAUUAUGGGAACGUCCAGGCCACUGAAACUGCCACCAUGGUACCAACAUUAUAUGGAAGUACGUCGGUACGAAAUUGAAUGUUUCCGUGCAGCGAGAACACUUCGGGACCGUUUGAUACGCGAUGAGCAACGGUACUUAGAUUACGCUUCGGACCGCUACAUGCAGCGACGUAUGGCAGGCAGAUCGGUAGUGCAACCACAUAUGGAAUCGGUUAGAACGGAAUUGAAACAUCUGACGUUGAAAGGAACGGACAAAUCACGGACAAAGAGAGGCAGACUUGUGCAAUCAACGAUACCCAAACGAUUACCAAGUAAUAACAAUGGUGGUCUAAAAUAUCCAUCAUUCUUAUUUGAGGAUAUAAUUAUGAAAAACGACCGUUAUAAACAGGAGGCUUCAGUACAACUUUCCUCACCACGUAUCCAAAAAUGUCAGCCGCCUGAGCCUACGGCGACCUGUGACGAUUACUCCAAAAGGAAGUACACGCAAAUAAAUGACAGAGUAGUGGUCACAAAGGAGACGAUGGUAGGAUUAGCCCAAAAAUAAAAGACAAUCAAAAUGCUAACACCCAUGAUAACUUUACUACAGACAUUGCUUCUCUUCCAGAUAAUACGAAAACGAAAAUAAGUAUUAAGCGGGAUAAGAGAAAGGAGAAAUUCAAAGAAAAUUUAAGAAAGAAUAAUUAUAUUAAUGAUUUGGACGCUUUUGAAAUGCAAACACAAUCAGGCCAAGAAAAAAAAUGCCGACAAUCCUGUCCUUACUAAAAACAAAUGUUUGGAAUAAGUUUACUACUGUUGUACCGUAAAACGUCUAAUAGAAACCUGACCCUGGGUUGCUAUGACUUUGUUUUUUAGUGUAGGUUGCGAUUAAAGUAUGGGUUAAUACAGAGUACACUGGGUCACUAUUAUUAAGCAUAAACCAGAUAGGAAAACAAUAACCCUCCUUUUUUCUGUCGACAACUCACAUUACUAACAAAAUUGAAGAUUUCAUUCAAAACAAAUCGAAUACUGUAAGAAUUCUCACUCUUAUACAUUGUCAUUUAGGUAUAUAAUUGUGUAUGAAGUUUUGGCAUUCCAAUAGUAACUCAACUAUGCUACUAUUAGAGUGAAUAUUGAUCAUUUUUAUUGAAUAUCUUGAUUUGAUGUGGUGUGUUUGUUGUGAAUAUCUAUGAUAAUUUCGUCAUAAUAACCUUAAUUAUUUUAAAACAGAAAAGAAUAUAUAUAUAUAUAUGUAUUUAUAUAUAUAUAUAUAUACUGUAUAUAUAUUUAUACAUAUAUAUAUAUAUAUAUAGGCCUAUGUAUGUAUAUAAAUAAUGGAACGACAUACAAUUAUUAAAGACGAAUAUUUUGGACACGACUGUUUCCUCUCAGCGUUGGUCAUAUGAAUGAGAAAUACAAACACACUUUUUUCAUACAACUGAAAUAAGGGAACUUUUCGUUGAUGAACUAUGCCUGUUUCGUUGAUGAACUAUUCUAUUGUGUGUAUGUAGGGGUGAAGGGUAUGUGCUACACUGUACUGUAUCCACUACUGGAUCUACUACGAAUUUAAUAAUAUAACACUGGUGUAGUGUAAACGUUUAUAUUUAUAAUUAACAUAAUAAUAUGCCUAUACAUAAUAUAAAACAAUAUUAUUAUAUAAUGUUGAGGCAAUACCAAAUAUGCAGG
Molecule: messenger RNA, 1829 nt
Organism: Anneissia japonica
Lineage: Eukaryota; Metazoa; Echinodermata; Crinoidea; Comatulida; Comatulidae
Exons: 2
Coding region: 172-711 (179 amino acids)
Source: RefSeq, a predicted model, not a curated record